AUGGAUGACCAUGAUGACUUAACCUGGUCAUCUAAGGGAGCCUCAGAGGAUUAUGAGUUUCCUUCCGUUAAUUAUAAGAAUUUGACAUUUCUUGCUAAACAACAUGGAAAGCACUAUAAAGAUUCUUUUAACCAAUUGGAAAUUCAAAACACAGCUCUGCCCUGUAAGAGCCAUGCAGAACGUAAUAAAAAUUAUUAUAAAAAACUUACAGAUAAUAUCAAAGCACUGGAAACUAUGAUUAUUUUUCUAAAAAUGAAGCUAUCUAAAACGAAAGGAAUAAACUUACAGUUAUACCAUCAAAGAUGUGAAUGGGAGCAAAAACUCCACAGUUUGAGAUUCACACUAAAAGAAAUGGAAGAGAUGAGAAAAAAUGAUUCUAUAGCAUUUGAACAAAUUAAGGAAAAGUUAACAAGAGAAAUAGAGCAACAUAGAAAAGAAGUUGCGAUAAAAGAAGAAUUGGAACACAGACUGAGAGCCCAAAAUGUGGAGUUGGGGACCCUUAGAAAUAAUCUGGAGAAUUGUCAAAGGCUUGAACAUGAAAGAGAUCUCCUGAACAAAGAAAUUGUCAGACUAAGAUUGAAAGUAGAAAGAAUGAAAAUGAACAAUGAGGAGAUAGACAAGAAACACUUGCGGGACUUGGAAAUCAUCAAAGACAAGACUGAUGAUCUUCAAAAUGCUGUAAAGCUCAGUGAAGAAAGGUUAAUGAAAGUAACAGCCCAGUAUAGUGGCCAGCUCAACAUACUACGAGACGAGAAUAAAGUGCUACAAGCCAAACUGAAGGAAGCGAAAGAAAACCAGGAAAAACUAGAAGUAGAACUUCAAUCCCUCCGUCUCGGACUGGCAGAUGCUAACCAUGAGCGUCACCAAAGUCAGGUCUCCCAAAGAGACCUUGCCUUCAUUGUCCGGAGAACAAAAGAAGAAUGGUCUGGUACACUGGAAUAUAUGAACUCUCGUGCUGAAACCCUUUUCCAACAACUCUGUGAUGCAGAAGAGAAAUUCAGUUGCCUGCAAGCUGAGUUUUGUCACAUGAAAGAUGCUCUUCGAGAGAAGACUUUUGCUCUAGAAGGUGCACAGAGAGACCUGAUGGAAGCACAGUUUGAAAAGCAGAACAUUCAACUGAAGUAUCAAAGUGAACAAAGAACAGUGAGUAUGUACAUUGUAAAGCAGGAGUCUUUAGAGCAGAGACUGUCCGGACUGCAAUGUAAAACUAUGUCACUUCAACAACAGCUGGAUGAUGUUCACAAGGAUUCUGCAGAUAAAGAGAAGGCAAAACACACCAGAGACAGCCCGUGUGCUGCAGUGGUGAAGGCUCUUGAAGUAGGGCAUGAAAAGUACAGUCUGCUUUUGGAGGACAAAAACAAGAAGUUGCUUGAUGAAUGCAAUCAUUUAAAAGAAAGGCAGUACCAAUAUAAAAAAGAGAAAGUGAAAAGAGAAGCAGUUUUGAGACAACUUCGCCAAGAACUGUGUGAUACCAUGCAAAAACUAUCCAGAUCGGAGACGUUACUAGAAACUACAUCACGUUGUCACAUUCAUUUAGAAGAUGAGACCCAACAUUCAAUGAGAAAAAUAAGUCAGAUGACAAACCAAUUUCAAGAAGUAGAGGAUCAACUCAAAGAGGAAGGACACCAUGCCGAGAAGAUGCUAGACCAAUGGAAAAAGAUCAAAAUGGCAAAUUCCAAAUUAAAACUUACUGUCAAAGACCAAGCCGAAAAACUCAACCAGUAUGAGAAAGACUUGUCAAGUGCAAGUUUCGUGCAGAAAUCUCUGGAAGAUCAGUUAGCAGAGACUAUAAAAUGUAAAAGGAUGAUGGAAGACCGCAUGCAAAGCCUUGAAAAAGAAAAUUCAAAAAUGAAAGUAAACUUUGGAAAGGCACUGGACUGCAUUGAGAAAUAUGUGUCAUCUGCAAGUUCAACUGGAGCAUCAUCUCAAGGAAAAUUAGAGCAUAUUGUUUCAGCAGGAGCUCAGAUGAAAUCCUGUAUUGCAUAUCUGGAAUCUGAAAUCUCUGUAACAGAAACUUCUCGAGAAGAAAUCAAUGAAACCACAUUUCGGAAAUACAAGCAACUCUAUCUAAAAGAAUUGAAAAUUAGAAAAUUGUCAUACAAAAAACUAAGAGAAAUUCAUCAGAAUCUAACAGAAGACACUGCUGAUUUGCUUGAUGAAAAAAAGAGUAACAGAUCUUGAUGUAUCACUCUUGCCAUAAGCUGCUUCUGAAUAUGCAUCUGGAUUCGACAUAUCUUCUCCUUUAAUCAUAUGAUGUGUUAAAUGUAAACCAAGUUCUAGUUGGAAAAGCACAUGAGAAUAUAUACAAAUUUUACAGAAAAAAGUUCCAUAAUCAGAAAGAUAAUAAAAUGUUCUUACUGGGCUGUUUAAAUGGUGUACUGUUUUUCAUUCAAUGUAUCACAUGGGAGAAUCUUUGCGAAAAGAAAAUAAUUUAUACCAUAUCUUUAUAAUAAAAAUUUAUUUAUGUUUUAAAUAAUGUUUCUUGGCCUAUUAACUAUUCAGUGAAUUUUGCAGUUGAAGCCAGUAUUGCUGCGUUUCCAUAUACAAACUGCCCUCAUGCCAGCUGCUUAGCAACCAAACCACCAAGUUGUCAUUGAUAUUUCAAUGGAGUUGAGAGUUAGGUUAUUUGUAUUUUAUAGCUAGUAUAAUAAUAUGUAGUAAUAGAUUCAAAUUUAUUUUUUUAAUUCUUUAUUAAAUCAUAACUGUCUACAUUAAUGCAUUUACAGGGUACAAUGUGCUGAUU
This is a messenger RNA of Nycticebus coucang (slow loris), 2743 nucleotides long. RefSeq names its product ankyrin repeat domain-containing protein 26-like. The transcript has 12 exons. The record is from RefSeq and is a predicted model, not a curated record. The coding region runs from base 1 to 2181 and encodes 726 amino acids. NCBI's taxonomy places the organism in Eukaryota, Metazoa, Chordata, Mammalia, Primates, Lorisidae.